GCAAACCUUUGCUCUGGAGUCCCUUCCUGCAGAGGCCUCUGCAUAAGAGAAAAGGCGGCCAGGUGAGGUUCUCCAACGACCAGACCAUAGAGCUGGAGAAGAAGUUCGAGACCCAGAAAUACCUCUCUCCGCCAGAGAGGAAGCGUCUGGCCAAGAUGCUGCAGCUCAGCGAGAGGCAGGUCAAAACCUGGUUUCAGAAUCGCCGCGCUAAAUGGAGAAGACUAAAGCAGGAGAACCCUCAAAGCAAUAAAAAGGAAGAACUGGAAAGUUUAGACAGUCCUUGCGAGCAGAGGCCAGACUUGCCUAGUGAACCGAAUAAAGGUGCUUCCGUAGAGAGCUCGCAGUGUUCGCCCUCCCCUGUCUCCCAGGAAGACCUUGAAUCAGAGAUUUCAGAGGAUUCUGAUCAGGAAGUGGACAUUGAGGGUGAUAAAGGCUAUUUUAAUGCCGGGUGAUGAUCGCGGGCACUGACUUGUUGACAAAACCAGACUUGGAAGUAACGUUCUGCCACAGAAAGUUCGUGGAAGACCUGGAAUUCUCUCUGAGCAAAGGGAUCAAUUUUCCGGUAUUCUGAAAACCCAAAGUCUGUGGUGCAUGACCCAAUUAGUUUUGGUUAAUUAACCAACCUGCACUUGGACCUUAAUUUUGACUUAACAAGUGGUGUAUGGAUCGGUUUUAGGUUGUGGGGGGUAUGGUGACUUUGCAGUGGUUAAUUUCAUCCCUUUUUUUUUUUUUUUAAAGUAAAUGGUUAUUUCUAUUUAUGAAAAGGAAUUCUGAGUUUUUUUGUUUAAAUUUCAAAGUUAUAAAGGUUCUUGAUAGGAUCUUCUUGAAUGAGUUUUCUAUAAUUCAUAUCUAAAUCCCACUUAAUGGAAGAGCAAUGGGCACCCCAAAUCCAGAGGUAUCUUGGAACAAGGGGUUCACAAUUCUGGAAGCCUUGCAGUAUUUUAAAAGGAAGUCCGUACUUCGAAAUGACAUUCUACUGCUGUCUUAAAUCCCACCGUCAGAGCUCUGUCUCUGGGAAGCAUGUUCUCUUUGUCAGAAAGGUAUUGAGAAGACUUGCAGAUGCUGGGUUUCACUACCCCUUAGGGCCUGUUUGACGGAGGUGUUAGGGGACUGUACCAAUGCAAGUGGAGAAACUGACCUGAAGACCGAAAUGAAUCCCAGAUGAACUAGAAGUUGCAGGUUAAUUAAAUGUAAGUAGAUUGUAGAUACUGUGUUUUAUAUUAAGCACUGUUUAUAACGUGUAUAUAGAAUCGUGCACUGUAAAAAAUAUUAUUCACUCAUUAAAACCCCUUUUUUAAUGAA
Molecule: messenger RNA, 1302 nt
Organism: Tupaia belangeri chinensis (Chinese tree shrew)
Lineage: Eukaryota; Metazoa; Chordata; Mammalia; Scandentia; Tupaiidae
Gene: HHEX
Product: hematopoietically expressed homeobox
Biological process (GO): cell differentiation; regulation of transcription by RNA polymerase II
Molecular function (GO): RNA polymerase II cis-regulatory region sequence-specific DNA binding; DNA-binding transcription factor activity, RNA polymerase II-specific
Source: RefSeq, a predicted model, not a curated record